Messenger RNA from Neurospora hispaniola, 3576 nucleotides. RefSeq lists its product as uncharacterized. Gene Ontology annotation, biological process: protein deubiquitination; regulation of protein stability. Bases 1 to 3576 code for a protein of 1191 amino acids. The record is from RefSeq and is a predicted model, not a curated record. Gene Ontology annotation, cellular component: nucleus; cytosol. Gene Ontology annotation, molecular function: cysteine-type deubiquitinase activity; protein binding. Lineage: Eukaryota; Fungi; Ascomycota; Sordariomycetes; Sordariales; Sordariaceae. The transcript has 7 exons.
AUGGGCAACCCCGCCAACCGCGCUCUUCUGACUCCCUCGCCAUCCCCGCCAUCUGACGACCGGGUUGCUAAUCUGCCUAUCCGCACCAAGGAUGACCAAAACCCCCAAGCCCCCUCGCCCAACGCCAUGUUGGUCGAUACACCCGAGGAACACAUUGUCGAACCAAACGGCGUCGAUAAUGACGAGGUCGCAAUCAUCACCCCGGAGGCUGACGAGAAGGAGGCUCCCGUCCUUGCCACUGACUACAAAACCAUGAAAGAGCACGUCCUUCCAGCCCUAAUCGACGAACCCCCAAUCCUUGAGGACCAGGUUCACACGUGGGAGAUCAAGGGUUGGCGCAACCUCAACAAGAAGGAGCAUGGUCCCAUCUUCCAUGCUGGUGGCUUCCCAUGGCGGAUUCUUCUUUUCCCAUAUGGCAAUAAUGUUGACCAGUGCUCGAUAUACCUGGAACACGGCUUCGAAGCGGACGAGAUGCCCGAAAAAUGGAGCUGCUGCGUUCAGUUUGCGCUCGUGCUAUGGAAUCCUAACGACCCUUCCGUCUUUCACCACCAUUCCGCCCAUCACCGUUUCACCAAGGAAGAGAGCGAUUGGGGUUUUACACGGUUUCUGGAACUCCGGAGGCUGUUCAGUCAGCCUUAUGACGGUUCAAGCCGUCCUCUCGGCGAAAAUGAAAGCGUCAACAUUAGCGCCUAUGUCAGGAUUGUCGAGGAUGAAACAGGAGUUUUGUGGCACAACUUCAACAACUACGAUUCGAAGCAGGAGACAGGCUACGUCGGUCUCAAAAACCAGGGCGCCACUUGCUAUUUGAACUCACUCUUACAGUCGCUCUAUUUCACCAAUGCUUUCCGCAAGAUUAUCUACCAAAUUCCUACCGAGCAAGACGAGAGCAUGAUGAACAGCGCCUAUACUCUACAACGACUCUUUUAUCAGUUGCAAACAUCAAAUACUGCCGUGGCUACCAGUGAGCUUACCAAGUCUUUUGGAUGGGAGACUCGUCAUAUUUUUGAACAGCAAGACGUCCAGGAGCUCUCGCGGAAAUUGAUGGAACGCAUGGAGGAGAAGAUGAAGGGCACACCACACGAGAAAGCCCUGGCACAGAUGUUCAGCGGCAAGAUCAAAACCUUCAUCUCCUGCAUCAACGUUCCGUACGAAUCCAGUCGAGUUGAAGAUUUCUGGGACGUCCAACUUAACGUCAGCGGCAAUAAGAAUCUGCUGGAGAGUUUCCAGGACUACAUCCAGGUGGAAAAAUUGGACGGUGAAAACCAGUACUAUGCUGGCGACGAGUACAAACUUCAGGAUGCCAACAAGGGCGUCAUCUUCCAGAGCUUUCCCGAUGUUCUGCAUUUGCAGUUGAAACGCUUCGAAUACGACAUUCAGCGCGACACGAUGAUGAAGAUCAAUGCUCGCUACGAGUUUCCCGAGGAGUUCGAUGCCGCUCCCUUCCUCGAGAAAGACGCCGAUCGAUCGGAACCUUGGGAAUACGAGCUUCAUGGUGUGCUGGUACACAGUGGGGACCUUAACACCGGCCACUAUUACGCUUUCCUGAAGCCCACCAAGGACGGAAAUUGGUACAAGUACGACGAUGACAAAGUCACCAAGGCCAGGAAGCUUGAGGUCCUGGAAGACAACUUUGGCGGUCCUUUCCGGUUGCCGAAUGGACAAAUUAGGACUUUACCUCAAAAGAAGACACCAAUCAUGCGUCCCAAUAGCGCUUACAUGCUCGUGUAUAUCCGCAAGUCCCGAAUCGACCAGAUCCUUACCCAGGUUACCGAAGAGGACACACCUCCACAUCUCCGCAACAGGUUCGCAGAGGAGCUGGCUGCUCGUGAAGCCCGACGCAAGGAGAGGGAGGAACAACACCUUUAUAUAGGGGUAAAGGUCGUCACCGAAGCGACGUUCCAGGAGCACGGCGGUACCGAUCUGACCUACUUCGACACGACUCCUGACCAAGAUCCCGGGGCACCGAUUUACUAUCGUGUUCUUCGCCAGGAUACCAUGGAGCAGUUGGUCGCUAAAAUUGCAGCAGACCUUGGACAAGAUCCUAAACGGGUCCGGUUGUGGAUAAUGGUGAAUCGCCAGAACAAGACAGUUCGCCCGGACGUUCCUAUUAUGGAUCUUGCGCUUACAGUGGAGGAAACCUACUCCAAGGCUACUGCCCAACGGGAUGAGUCUUUACGUGUGUGGGCAGAAGUGGCUGAGGAGGUCAACGCGGACGGUGAACCCAUCUGGCCAUCGCAUCAGGCACAAGCUAAUGGCGCGAUUGUGAAGGAUAACAUCUUGUUGUUCCUAAAAUGGUUUGACGUGGAGAGCCAAACAUUGAGGGGCGUUGGGCAUGUCUACGUGAGGUUGGACAAGAAGGUCGAGGAUCUGGUUCCUGUGAUUCUGAAGAAAAUGGGCUGGGGCGAAAAGGUCCCCAGUGGAGAGAAGAUUCAGCUGUGGGAGGAGAUCAAGCCAACGAUGGUGGAACCGCUACGAGGCAAGGAAACUCUUAAGACCGAGGAGUUGCAGGACGGAGACAUCAUCUGCUUCCAGCGAACCCAUGUGCACAAGUCAAGACUUGGUCUUGGCGAGAGCAAGCCUUCUGAAGACGCUAAAUCCUCGGACAAGCUGACGGAUGCUAGGGAGUAUUACGACUUCUUGUACCACCGCAAGGUCGUAAGAUUCUGCCCUCACCCCCAAAAAGCUGAUGUUCAGCAGUACCCACAGUUCGAGCUUGUCUUGAGUUCCAAGAUGAGCUAUGACAAACUAUCGGAGAAGGUUGGAGAGCACAUAGGUGUCGAGCCUACUCAUAUUCGGUUCUAUACCAUCAAUGGUGCAAAUGGCAAUCCCAGGACGGCAGUCAAGAAGCUAUCCAACCAAACGGUAGAGAGGAUUCUUACCCCGCCGGGAUACGGGCAGAUGAACCUCAAUCAACUAUCAGACGCACUUUACUACGAAGUUCUCGACAUUAGUCUUGCCGAGCUAGACACCAAGAAGAGCCUCAAGGUCACUUGGCUCAGCGAGGGCAUCACAAAAGAGGACCAAUACGAUCUUCUUGUAACGAAGAGUGGUGUGGUUGAGGACCUGAUCGAGACAUUGGUCAAGAAGGCCAAGAUUCCUAGCGAGGAGGAGGCCGGCCAAAUCCGGGUAUAUGAAGUCAGCAACAACAAGUGGUACAGAGAUCUCGACAGAAACUAUCCUGUUAUCUCUAUUAACGAGUACACCACCGUUGUGGCUGAACGGAAACCCGAGGAGGAGAUUGGUGUUACUGAUCCUAACCAGUAUAUAACCGUCUUCCACUUCCAAAACGAACCGAGCAGGGCUCACGGCAUGUCGUUCAGAUUCUUGAUCAAAGAGGGCGAGCCAUUUUCGGAGACGAAGAAGCGGCUCGAAAAGAGAUUGGGAAUCAAGGGCAAGAGCUUCGAGAAGAUCAAGUUCGCUGUGGUUAGGAGGGCUCAGUUCUCACGACCCAUCUAUCUCCAAGACGACGACAUCCUGUAUGAGAAGGCCGAAAAAGAAGACUACCUUGGCCUGGACCACGUUGAUCGGUCAAGGUCGGCGCGAAAUGGCGGUGGUGACUUGUUCCUCAAGGGAUAA